AUGAGACACCACACAGGGUUACGACCCGAGAUAUGGGUUUUGUUAUUUGCACUGUGCAUUCUCUGGCAGGUUGCGGACUGCACUGCCGCACCGACAUCUACUCUGGAUAUUGAAUUAGUUCCGCGUGGAAUCGCUGGGCCUAACGAGACAGUCGCUGCUGGGCAGGACGCCAUUCUCUGUGUCUUCCCAAUAAGUGGGCAAUACGGCUUCCUGUCACGACUCCUAUACUAUGGCUCCCUUGUAUUUGCCAUCAUUGGACGAACUCAGAAAUGGCUGGUCCUGGGAGCGUUGGCUUCGGCACUGGCAUUCGCCGGGUCUGCAUCGAUCCAUAUGAUGACGCUGGUCACGUCUAAAACGCCCGUGUUCGACCUGGAUAUACUUGCUGCCUGGUCGAUCCUCACUACCGGGUGUCUUGCCUUUGCGGCGCUCAUCCACUGGUCAUCGUCCAUUCGCAAGUCUGACUCGAGAGUGGUGUUGGUAUUAUGGGGAGUAUUGGUCGCAAUAGGCUGCCUUACAGGAAGGGCGUUGCUGCUGGAUGUCAAUUCCCAAGCGGAGCCAGCCUGCAGGUCUGCGGACGGGACCUUGCUGAAGAGGCAGUCGGACCUGGAUGGUGGAAUGUUCAAGUGCACCUACAAGUGCUUUGGGACUCGAACACCGCUACGAGCUCCCUCCGAGAUCAUUGCGAUGCCGGCUAAUGUCUUUGUCGGAACCUAUUCCACCUUGAUAGUGGCAUUGGUGGGACCAUGCCUCGCAGCCGCGCACAAGUCUCUAUCGGUGAACUUCUCCCUUCACUCGCCUUCGGAUCUAUGCGCACACUGGGUGAUGAACUACCUCAACCAUUCGAUGAACGCCCGGCUAUCGCAGCAUAUCUACAACGCAGCCUGUUCGACUUGGUAUGGCGGGUACAUCUUGCUGUUGCAGUACGCGAGUAAGGCGAAGUUCAAAUCACACCUCAGACGUCGCGUAGCAGUUUUCCUAGUCUGCCCGCUCCUUAUUAUAGACCUACUCCUGGACCUUCUAACGCCUCCUAUCUUCGCGGCGAACAUCAUCGUCAACGAGCUCAACCUCAUGGGAAACAACUUCCCUAUCGAAGAAGGAAUCCGUUCGAUAGGCCAGUGGUCACCCAUGGUCUCUGCAGCGCUCGUCAUCCUCGCCUCGAUCGUCAAUCACCUAGUGAAGCGUCACCGGACGUGGAAGGAGAACAAGAAGACAUCCAAGUCGACCGACCCUCCCUCUGAUCUGCCGGUGUGGCCUUGGGCUGGCACCCGGGCAUGUGAAUCGCAAGCCUCGGUUAGUCCCCUGGUACCCCACGGCCGCGGUCACAGAGACGAUAUCGAUCGGAAGUCGGAGCAGCAGGAGAACGGCGUCAUCUAUCGCCAGAUCAGUCGGGAGGAGACGUUGUGUGCAGAGCUCCAGGACUAUCCCAGGCAGCCCAAGGCGUAUAUACGGCCCUAG
Messenger RNA from Arthroderma uncinatum, 1455 nucleotides. RefSeq lists its product as uncharacterized. Bases 1 to 1455 code for a protein of 484 amino acids. The record is from RefSeq and is a predicted model, not a curated record. NCBI's taxonomy places the organism in Eukaryota, Fungi, Ascomycota, Eurotiomycetes, Onygenales, Arthrodermataceae. The transcript has a single exon.